UCUAACACAUCACAAAACAUAUGGUCUCUCUUCUUCCUCCUUUUUAAACCUUCACUCAACACCAAUUCCAUCUUCACAAUCUCUCUCUACAUCUCUUUCUCUCUCUAAACCAACCUCAACAAUUACAAAACCAAGCAUCAAUUUUUUUUUCAACAUCUAAAAAAACCAUACUCCACCUAUGGCGACAGGACUAACCGCCACUAUAACCUUCAAACCCUUAAACCGUCACUACAAACCUAUAUUUCCUCAUCUCCAAAAACCAAAUCCAACACUUAUCUUUUCCCCUUUAAGAUUCCGAACAACCCCAAAAACACAAAGGUUGAAAAACUUUACCCUUUGUGUUCUCAUGGAAGAUCCAAAACAUGAAACCCAAUUGGAAAUUGAAGAAGAAAAACAACCCCUUGUAGUUUUAUCACAAAAAAUGGAAGAGAAAUUGGCAAGGAAAAAAUCAGAGAGAUUGACGUAUCUUAUUGCAGCUGUUAUGUCAAGUCUUGGGAUAACAUCUUUGGGUGUUUUGUCGGUUUAUUUAAGGUUUUCGUGGCAAAUGGAGGGUAGUGGAGAAAUUCCUUGGUCUGAAAUGUUUGGUACAUUUGCUCUAUCAGUUGGUGCUGCUGUUGGAAUGGAGUUUUGGGCUAGAUGGGCUCACAAGGCCCUUUGGCAUGCUUCCUUGUGGCACAUGCAUGAGUCCCAUCAUAGAGCAAGAGAAGGAGCUUUCGAGUUGAACGAUGUUUUCGCAAUAAUCAACGCUGUUCCUGCUAUCGCUCUCCUUAACUAUGGUUUCUUUCACAAAGGAUUAAUCCCUGGUCUUUGCUUCGGUGCGGGUCUUGGUAUUACGGUUUUUGGAAUGGCCUACAUGUUUGUACAUGACGGUUUAGUUCAUAAGAGAUUUGCAGUGGGACCCAUUGCCAAUGUACCCUAUUUCAGAAGGGUAGCUGCAGCCCACAAACUUCACCAUUCAGACAAAUUCAAUGGUGUCCCAUAUGGGUUGUUUUUGGGACCAAAGGAACUUGAAGAGGUGGGAGGGCUAGAAGAGCUAGAGAAAGAGAUAAGUAGGAGGACAAAAUCAUACAAUAGUUCAUGACUUAUUAAGCAAACAUUAAUUUAGAUAUGUUUCUAAAAAAAAUAUCAAUGUAAAGAAAUAUUAAAUUAAAUAAUCAAAAAAAGUUUUGCUCCCAUCUUUACAUAAAUUAUUUAAUAAUUAUGGAAGCUUGAAAAUUAAAAAAAAAUAUUAGGGUUUUGAUAUUUAGUAAAUACUACAAUAUAUUUUCACGCUUUACGUCUAUAGAGUUUGUUAUGAAAUUAAUCAUCUAAUUGGAUCGGUUAAGAGUCAUGCGUGCGAUAAAGUAUGAGUAUGAAUAUAUAGGUGAAGAUGGUAUUUAUCUUAAAAGUUAAUUUUGGAAGAUUAAUCUAGUUACAAUUUGUUAGGUUAGGAAGGGUCUAGAGAUAAAAUAACCACUAUAUUUUAAGCCAAAAUUUUUAAAGUAUUAGAUUUAUGUGUCAUUUUAUUUAUUAAAUGUUGAACAUUUAUUUUUUAAGUCUAAUGUUAAAGUUAUACUUUAUGUGGAGUAGAAUUCUCUCCUUCAAUUUGUUCUCUCCAACCAUCUAUCUACUUCACACUUUUAUCUCUAUCACUCUCUAAUAUUUUCUCUCUCUUCUUAAUUUUUUUAAUUUUACUAAUUUUAAUAUAUUUGUUUUUGAUGAAGGAGAGGAAAUAAGGGAAGGAGAGGAUCCGUGGUCUACUUUACAUCUAAUAUACCAAACAAUUUAACAUUUUAAAUGACAUACCAUAUUUAUUUAUAUUAUAAUUUUAAUAUGAGAUUAAACUGUUUUUCAAAUGAACACUUUAAACAUUGAACAUCAAUUUACUUCAAUAUUUUAUUAGAAAUAUGUUAUUUGAGAAAUAUGUUACCUAAUCUCUCCACUGUGUUGGUGCAAAUAAAACGCUAUUUCAGAAAUGUGAAAAGAAAUUAAUAAACAUAAGUGGUGUAACCAAUAAUUUUUUUCAUAGAAGUGUGACAAAUAAUUGGUGCCUUCAUCUUUGUCUUUUAAACUUUGACAAAAGGAAGUCACGAGCUAUUUUGUACUACCCUAAACCCAAGUGGGAUGGGGCCAUUCAGCUACAUCACAUUUGCUCAAAAGUUUGUUGCAACCUUCUGUGGGGCUUUAAGCUAUGUAUGCCACUUAAAGAAGGGAAAGGUCAUAGUGACACCAUCAAUGCAUUAGUACUACAAACCCCCCAAAUGAUAGGGAAUGAUUACCUUGGAUUUCAACUUCAAUAACAAUGCAAAUGUUUGUACGUUUGAGUAGGAAAAUGAAUAUCUAAGAUAAAUUAAAAAUUAGAUAAAUUAUUAUUAGACCAUUCAAACGUUUCAAUAGCAUGUUUCAUUUUUAAAAAAAUAUGCUUAAGUAGAGUAAUUAAAAUUUUUCAUUUUUGAAACUCUUUGGAUUUUAAAUUUUAAAUUUAAGAUAUAUAAAUUAAUUUUAAAAAAAGUGGUUUAAAGUGAGAAAUUUCAAAACUUGAGAGGCAAAUUUGAUAUUUUGAAAUAUUCAGAGGACGAGAAGGUUUAAAAAACUUGGAGUAUACCAGCUUGAAAACUUUGCAAGAACAUGGAGUAUACAAACUUGAGAUUUUAAGAACAUGAAGUGUCAUAAAUUUGAUCUGAGACAUUUUUAUAGUUGAAAUAAAAAUAGCAUCUUGACGUAGCACUCUUUUCCAUGCAAAGGCAUCGAGUUUUAAUGAAGCGCCUUUGAUGUUUUGAAUAAAUUGUAUGUCUUCAAUUAGUUACAACGCUCGGUCAAAAUUUAAGACUCCUAAGGGAGCACUAGAUGUUAAAACAUGAGUUACUGGCCCAUUAGUCUAGUAAGCCCAGUUUUCCUCUCUUGUAUGGGCAAAGCCCAAUUGUAAUACACAUAUAUAGUCCACAAUGUAACUUGAGAAAAUCAAUGAAAAAUAAUUUUCUGUUUUUCUUCAUUCAA
Messenger RNA from Vicia villosa (hairy vetch), 2976 nucleotides. Its product is annotated as beta-carotene hydroxylase 2, chloroplastic-like. Bases 179 to 1081 code for a protein of 300 amino acids. Gene Ontology annotation, molecular function: beta-carotene 3-hydroxylase activity. Gene Ontology annotation, cellular component: chloroplast. The transcript is spliced from 7 exons. Lineage: Eukaryota; Viridiplantae; Streptophyta; Magnoliopsida; Fabales; Fabaceae. The record is from RefSeq and is a predicted model, not a curated record. Gene Ontology annotation, biological process: xanthophyll biosynthetic process; carotene metabolic process.